Messenger RNA from Pogonomyrmex barbatus (red harvester ant), 4870 nucleotides. It is a transcript of the gene Myo31DF, whose product is annotated as Unconventional myosin ID. The record is from RefSeq and is a predicted model, not a curated record. Gene Ontology annotation, molecular function: microfilament motor activity; ATP binding; actin filament binding. Gene Ontology annotation, biological process: endocytosis; actin filament-based movement; actin filament organization. Gene Ontology annotation, cellular component: myosin complex; microvillus; plasma membrane. NCBI's taxonomy places the organism in Eukaryota, Metazoa, Arthropoda, Insecta, Hymenoptera, Formicidae.
CGCUCGCGCGAGAUAGUGAAGUUGGCCGUCGGUGGGACGCGCGCGAGUCAGCCGUCAGUGCGCGCGGAUCGGUCGCGCGCGGUGGUAGCAUGUGGUGAUUGGUCCGUGUGGUUAUCUCCCUUUUUUUUCUUUCGGAAUUGCGAGCGUCGGCGUGUGUGCCGUGCAGAGUGAACGGACGCGGAGAUGGCGAGCCACGACGACGUCGGCGUCGGCGACUUCGUGCUGCUGGACGAAAUCACGGUGGACCGCGUGGUCGAGAAUCUGAAGACGAGAUUUAACGGGGGCAAGAUUUACACAUACAUCGGUGAAGUCUGCGUAAGCGUGAACCCUUACAGAAGCACCAACAUUUACGAUGCGAACCACAUUAACCAAUACAAAGGGAGAGAGAUGUUUGAGAAUCCGCCGCACAUCUUCGCGAUCGCGGAUGCGGUGUAUAAAGAGAUGAAGCAACAGGGCAGAAAUACUUGCAUAGUGAUAAGCGGCGAAUCAGGUUCUGGCAAGACGGAAGCUAGCAAAAUCAUCAUGAAAUAUAUCGCCGCUGUGACCAAUCUGAGCGGCCAGCAGGAAAUCGAGAGGGUGAAGAACAUUCUUAUCCAAUCGAACUCGAUACUGGAGGCAUUCGGCAACGCCAAGACGAAUCGCAACGACAAUUCGUCGCGUUUCGGAAAGUAUAUGGACAUCAAUUUUGAUUUCAAGGGAGAUCCCAUCGGCGGUCAUGUGACCAAUUACCUUCUCGAGAAGUCCCGGGUGGUCUAUCAGCAAAAAGGGGAACGCAACUUUCACUGCUUCUAUCAGUUACUGAACGGCUGCAGCGAAGCAGAAUUGAAUAAACUACGUUUGGUCCGCGACCCAGCCGCUUAUUAUUUCAUUGGCAAUGGAAGCAACAACAAAACAGCUACCUCCGAUAGAAGCGAUUAUAAAACCGUCUGCACCGCCAUGAACAUUCUCGGGUUCUCCGCGAAUGAAACGCAGACCAUAUGGAAUAUCGUCGCUGGUGUUCUACAUUUGGGCAACAUCACUUUUAGACUGGAUGAUGACAAACUUUUAAUCGAAAAUAAUAGUGCUUUAAAUGACACCGCUAAUCUAUUUUCCAUCAAUUCGAAAGAUCUGAGCACUGCUCUCUCGCAAAGAAUCAUAGCGGCUGGUGGAGAAGUCAUGCAAAAGACUCAUACUUUGAUAGAAGCCGAGUACGGCCGAGAUGCGUUAGCAAAGGCUGUGUAUGAACGACUGUUCACUUGGAUAGUGUCGCGUGUCAAUGGAUCGAUCAAUGUAAAUAUCAGCGACAGCGUAAGGAGAUAUGGAACAGUAAUUGGCGUGCUCGACAUCUAUGGUUUUGAAAUUUUUGAUAUGAAUAGCUUCGAGCAAUUUUGCAUCAAUUAUUGCAACGAAAAAUUGCAACAACUUUUUAUCGAAUUGGUUCUAAAACAAGAGCAAGAGGAGUACCAGAAGGAAGGGAUAGCUUGGCAAAAUAUUGAAUACUUUAACAAUCAAGUUAUUUGCGAUUUAGUCGAACAAGCUCACAAAGGAAUUAUAGCAAUCAUGGAUGAGGCUUGUCUCAACGUUGGGAAGGUUACCGAUGAGAUGCUUCUCGAUGCGAUGGACAAGAAGUUGGUGGACCAUAAACAUUAUAGCUCCCGACAAUUAAAACCGAUGGAUAAAGAACUGCAACACAGAAUACAAUUCAAGAUCAAGCACUAUGCCGGCGAUGUGAUUUACACUAUUAAUGGUUUUCUUGAUAAGAACAAAGACACACUCUUUCAAGAUUUCAAACGUCUGCUCUAUCAAAGCAGUAAUUCCAUAAUUAGGGAAAUGUGGCCUGAAGGUGCCCAGAAUAUUUUAAAGACAACAAAAAGACCUUUAACCGCUGGUACAUUGUUUCGCAACUCUAUGAUCGCGCUAGUGAAAAAUUUAGCGAGUAAGGAGCCAUUUUAUGUGAGGUGUAUAAAACCUAACGAAGUUAAAUCUCCUGUCGUGUUCGACGAUGAAAGAGUAAAUCAUCAAGUGAGAUAUUUGGGACUUAUAGAAAAUAUUUUGGUGAGGCGGGCUGGUUUUGUUUAUAGACAACGAUAUGAUAGAUUUUUGAAGAGGUACAAAAUGAUAUCACAGUAUACAUGGCCGAAUUUCCGAGGCAACAGUGAUAAGGAUGGCGUACGCACAUUGAUGGAUGAAAAGGGUUUCUCGGACGAUGUUAAAUAUGGUCACACAAAAAUAUUCAUUCGCUCACCGCAAACGUUACUUGCGUUGGAAAAGGCACGCAGCGACUUAAUACCAGGUGUCGUAAUUCUCCUGCAGAAACAAUGGCGAGGCUAUCUCUGCCGUCAGAAGUACAAGAAGAUGAAGGCCGCGUUAGUUUUGAUGGAGCAUUACAGGAGAUACAGACGACGUGUCUACAUUAAAGAACUCGAACGGAUAUUUAGAGGCGCCAAGAAUAUGCGGAAUUACGGCAAACAUUUACCGUGGCCGCGCGAAAAUUUCGCUGUGAGACACGUAGUGCCUGCCUUGAAGAAUAUGUAUGCAAGAUGGUGGGCGUGGAUGGUGCUUCGAGUUAUUCCUCGGGAGGAUUGGCCGCAACUUCGAUUAAAGAUGGCGGCGGGCGCUGUAUUACGUUCGAAACGAUCUUACUGGGGUCAGGAUCGUCGCUGGGAAGGAAACUAUUUGUCUAAGCCGGAUGAGAAUUCUCAAAGCGACAUUUUCAAUUCAUCGAUAAAUAAUUUACGAAACACCGAUCACUUCAAGACCGUCUUGUUCAGCGCGUUUAUUAGGAAGACCAAUAGGUUCAACAAAUCGGCGGAUCGCGUUUUGGUGGUGACAGAACAUUCUGUAUACAAGCUGGACGGCGUCAAGUUUAAAAACAUGAGGAAAGGUAUGCCGAUAGCAGAGAUCACAGGUUUAAGCGUUUCACCCGGAAACGAUCAACUUAUUACGAUUCACUCGAAUCGCGGGAAUGAUUUCAUUCUAUCAAUCAUUGCCAAGGACGACAGGAUCGGAGAAUUGGUCGGCAUACUUAGCAACCGGUACUACCAAUUACGUGGCACUGAUCUGCAUGUUACAGUGGAUGUGAAGUUCAAGUGCAUGCUGGGUAACAAAAGUAAAUUGCUCCGCAUCGAGGUGAUACCUGAUGUGAUCGAGCCCACAUUUAAGAAGGACGGUAAUCAAAUCGUCUAUGCCAUCCCACCAUCGAUAGGCAUCAUCGACGGUGGUGCUAAUAUAAGACAAUAGAUUCGCAUUGUUACGAAGUCAUAAUCGAGACCUGUAUCAUAAUUAAAAAAAGCAUCGAGUAUAUUUUUUUAACAAUAGGCUGUAAUUAACAUGCCGUAUUUGUACGGGAAGCUAUUCAACAAUUCCGUAAGAUAAUAUCUACACACAGAUAUUAUCUUACGGAUCACAUUUAAAAAGAUUUUCUAAUUAGAUUGAUUGAUUUUUUCCGGAAUAUUAAUCGCGUUGCCACGAAUAUCUGCAAAUUUUACUGUAACGAAAGUCCGAUCAAUGUCUAUAUUUGUUGCACGAUUCAAUGUUCAAAUUGAUUAAUAUUCCAGUUUUUAUUACAUUAUGAUAUAUUAUAUAAAUGAUAUUGAUAUAUAUUACAGACAUUGGCCGGAAAUUCAAGCAUAAGAUAUCUUUCGGUGAACAAAUUUUAGCAGGAGUUAUAAUCACAUUUUAGCGAAGAUCGUUUUAUUAAUUUUCUUAGUAUAAUAUUAUAAUGUUAAACAGCAUUAUAAUUUCUAACAUUCUUCAUGGCAUUUACUUUUCUCUUUUUUUUCAACGAUUUCGACGCUCGAGCAAAAAAACGUUUUUAUUAUUUUUCGAAGAGUAAAUGGUAAAAAAUUUUAAAUCUCAUCACACAAACACAAUUACCUAUAUAAUAAAUAUACUUCUACGUGAAAGUAAAAAUAGAAUGUAAAAAAAGAAAAGAUGUUGCAGUACAAGUUAAUUAUGUACAUGUCACAUAUGUUAUUUGCGUUACGAAAAGUAUGAAAAACUUGACGGAUCUUUUUGUGUUGAUACCAAGUAUCACGCACCCGAUACAUUUUUUCUGUAAAUACUCUCUAUAUAGUGUAUUAUAAAUAUUAGUUUGUAAUGCGCGACGUCAGAGAAGAUAAGACGUGUAGUCCAUGAAAGUAGGUUUCACUGAAGUAUAAUAGCGAACGCAUAAUUUAUACGAAAUAACUUAAACAUUACUCAUGGAAAGUCACAGUCAUUUUUUUCUAUUUUUCUUGGAGAAAAGUAUUGCUGAUAUUACGAUGAUUAUUACAGAACAGAAUGUUAUUAUAGAAUGUUUUUCAAGAAUUCCAACGUGCUCUAAGCUUGUGGCCUUCUACUUACUAUCAGAUUGACAUAUUUUUUAAAGCUUUACAAAAAUGUGUAAAUACAAAAAGUAUGACAAAACAAAAAAUUAAUAUAUACAUAUAACUAUAAAACCAGUGUGACAAAAGAAAAUAUAUAUGUAACUAUAUACCUAUAGUGCCUGCUGAAUCGAUACAAAAAAAAUAUAAUGAAAGUUAAAUGCUUCUCCAAAGAAAAUUUUGGAUCUUUCCAUGUACUUAGAUUUAGAGACUGUGUAGGAAUAUAUAUAUAUAUAAAUGUAUGAUCAAGAUUAAUCAAAACAUAUAUUAUUUUACGAUUAUUUUAACGUUACUUCGAUUAAUGUACGAAGGAACUUGUUAUACAUUGCCAUAAAAUCCGUUAAUAAUCUGGUACUUAUGCAUUUACAAAGCUUUCAUUGAAGAUGAGACAAUUUACUCUUUUUUGAGUUUAUGUAUAUUUAUAGAACAAUUUGUUAUUUCAAUUGGCAAUUGUGAUUGCGACGCGCUUUGAAACACAUUGAAGAAUGUGCCAUUGUUAGAAAAUAAAGUGAAAUUUUCGUCUUGUA